AUGAUUCCAGCUAUAUCAUUAGCUUAUGAAAAAGGUGAAACUGAUAUAAUGAAAAGACGACCACGAGAUCCAAAACAUGAUCGACUUGUUAAUCAACGUCUUAUAUCGAUGGCUUAUGGACAAAUUGGAUUAAUUCAAGCAGGUGCUGGAUUUUCUUCAUAUCUUGUUAUUAUGGCUGAAAAUGGAUUUUUACCAUCAUGUCUUUUGGGUCUUAGAAAAUCAUGGGAAUCAAUUGAAAUAAAUGAUUUAGAAGAUUCAUAUGGACAAGAAUGGACAUAUGAACAACGAAAACAACUUGAAUAUACAUGUCAUACAGCUUUUUUUGUUACAAUUGUUAUUUGUCAAUGGGCUGUAUUAAUUGUUUUUUUUGAAACUGUUUUAGCUGCAAUUAUAUCUUAUACACCAUACUUAAAUACAGCUCUUCAUACAUAUCCACUUAAAUUUCUUUGGCGGCUUAUUCCAAUACCUUAUUUUUUCUUAAUAUUAGUUUAUGAUGAAGUUCGAAAAUAUAUUAUUCGAAAAGAUCCAGGUGGUUGGGUUGAAAGAGAAACUUAUUAUUAA
This is a messenger RNA of Rotaria sordida, 561 nucleotides long. NCBI's taxonomy places the organism in Eukaryota, Metazoa, Rotifera, Eurotatoria, Philodinida, Philodinidae. The record is from the annotation of a GenBank genome assembly.